AUGAACUCGAACAAUAAGAGCAACAACCCAGCGGGUAACGUCGGCGAAACCGUUGGAGGAGGUCUUAACUUCCUCACCUCCACCGUGGGAAACACUGUAGGAGGCUUGGGCCGUACAGUGGGAAAUGUGACCGGAGCCGCAACAAGAGGUUUAGGAGACACCGUAACCUCCGCGACUGGCGACGCUGGCCGCCCUCUCGGGGAUGGAAUUGGCAAUUUGGGAACUGGCGUUCAGGGCGGACUCGACAGCAUCUCCAAGGGUGUUGAGAAUGCUGGGCAGUGGAAGAAGCAGUAA
Messenger RNA from Fusarium proliferatum ET1, 294 nucleotides. RefSeq lists its product as uncharacterized. The record is from RefSeq and is a predicted model, not a curated record. Bases 1 to 294 code for a protein of 97 amino acids. NCBI's taxonomy places the organism in Eukaryota, Fungi, Ascomycota, Sordariomycetes, Hypocreales, Nectriaceae. The transcript has a single exon.